UUUUUGCUUUUCUUUCUUUUUUGUUUUACGGGCUUCAGAUUGUUGAGUGACACAAUUCAGGGGUAGUUUUCUUCCCAAUUUUGAUAACACAGGUUUUCAGGUUUUGGGACUUCCGCCGGACCGAUAGCUUAUAAGUUUGCCUCAAUUCUAUUACCAAUUAAGGGUUACUAUUCUUGGUUACAUAUGCGUGUUCGCCAGAUUUUCUGAUUUGAGAGUAUAUUGGUUAAUUUCAAAUUGACCCCUGUGUAUUUUACAACCAAUUCGAAUUUACAUUUAUAUCGAUUUGGGCUUUGCUUCCUCAUUUUUGGUGACGUUAUUUAAAUGAAAUUAAAUGAAUAAAAAAUUGGGCCAAUCUGUGUUUGUGAGAGGAAGGGUGACCCUAACUGUUAAUUAAGCUCAGCACAAAUCCACAAAUCCCCCCAAGUUAUCUCCCACGUUACCCAUUCCAAUCACGUGAUCAAAUUGCACUGGAGGGGAAUUAGCAAAUCAAACUGUCCGUCCAUCAAAUCAACACACACUUUGACAGCUCCCUCCGAUUUGUGGCUUUGCCGUCUUUGUCACAGUGCUACGGGGAUGCCAUAUAGCUUAACGUGCAUCUUUUGAUCACCAAAAAAAAAAAAACUGGGACGAAAAAAGAGAGAGCAGUUAUUCUGAAUUAUCAUCCGGAGCCAAAUCCAUUUUUGGUCUGAAUUUACGACACUCGAGGUACAAUAAUUCUUUUUUCUCCUUCUCUCUUUUCUUUCUCUCCCCCUUUUGGUCGCUUGUUGUACACCCGAUUAUGAUUAUGGCUGCUAUUAUUGCCUACCAUUCUUCUUUCUAACCUGUACUGAGUGUGCGUUUUUAUGAAUGACGUUCUAUAUUCCCGCAUCCAGCAUCGUCCAGCAGUGCUUGUUUUCUGGAUCCAGUGCCGGUGUUUGUGGCGCUGAUGCCAGCGGUGCUGACGCGGGGGCGGCCGGCGCUUACUUUUAUUCCCCCAGUUGGCGAUGCAAGUGGUGACUAUUUUAUCCUCACGGAUGGGUAAACAAAAAUAAACAAAGAGCAACUUGACAGAAUGUCGCCUAAAUAGCUUCCAAAAAUUGCACAGCGCAGGUACUGUAGCAACAAAAAACAACAACAACAACGGGGACAUAGACGAUAUUCCUCUUUCUCUUCCCUCUAUUUUCAUCCAUCUUUCCAUACCAUCCGUCCCAUCCCCUCAUCAAUUUGAUUCAUUGGUCCCCAAAGAAGGACCCACCCGUCCUAUAUUUUUAUUCUCACGUGUUAUUGUGCAAAUUAUACAGACACCAAACAUAGCCACGAUAAAUACUUCCUUUAUCCCCUAUAAUAACAAUAAUCCCCCAUCAUAACAUAUUACACAACACGACGCCAUCACAAAACAUACCAAUCCCGCGGUCCCCUCCCCCAUCUUCCCUUGUGUUCUAUAAACAGGUAUGUUUCAAUAAUUGCUUUCAUGUUAUUAUACACACCGCUAUUAUUAGCUGGGAUAAUUUAUAAUUUAUUCCUGCUCACGGAAAGCAACACUUCAGUCAAUGACAUCAAAAUCGGAUGAUGUUACCUGUUAAACAACUGUGCGUUUAUAAAAUUUGUUCACGCUCAAUUAAAUUAGAAGACGAUGGUAAUAAGGUAACGAUGAUGGUAAUAGUACCAUAUUUGUUUAACUUCUGAGCUUUUGGGGUUCAUUUGUUGUCUAGUAUAAAUAAGCCCAUUAUACUUGCAAAUUUUCCCUUGUAGAGACAAACUUCUGCCAAGACAGACCAGACCUAUUUACCCUUUGAUUGCCAUCGUCGGAAGAAAACACCACAUUGUUUGUUUACUUUGUUUAUUUUCUCCAGUUUGUUCAUACUUCGUUCUUCCGUCAGCCGGGAGUCGCCACAUCGCGCAGCGCGGGUUCGUCCUCCCAUCCUUUCCGCCGCUCAAUUGAAUAUUUUCACCAACUUGAAAAACAAUUCGACUGAAAAAGUGAAUUACUUAGUAGCGACAAUAUAACAACAACAUUGGCUGUAGCUGCAAUAACUACCAAUAAAAUACCAUCAGGAAAGUAUUCACUUGUUGUGAUUGUUUUUGUUGUUGUAAUGUUGUUGUUGUUAUUGUAGUUUAUUCAUGCAAGUUUACAUAUCGCACCCCUUCAACUCGUUUCCCGGGUUACUUCUACCUCUUUCCUGUCCUCUAAUUAAAGCAAACUUCACAAAUCGAUCGAAUAUUACUGUCGUUGAUUUUGUUUACCCUGUUUACGGGUUGUUAUUUACCUUAAUACCCCUGCCGCCCGCUGCUCACCCACGCGACUGUUGCGAGGCGGCUCAAUGCUGACUGCGGCCGCCGCCGACUCUUCCUUCGCCCACUAUGACGACAAUCGCGACGACGCCAACAUGUUAUCAGCUUCCUAUUCUCCUGCGCCUACUUUUAAUUAUUCGCACUUCCAACAGGUUGAGUUGACGUUGGUGGUGAAAGUGAGUGCAGUCUAUUUGGCCUCUGCUAUGCUCCUCUCUCUCCUGGGAAACAGUCUCCUCCUCCUCACCUGCCUCGCCAACCGACACCUGAGACAGAGCCACUCCAACUACUACUUCAUGUCCCUGUCUAUGGCCCACUUGGCCAUGACUAUGACCAGUAUGCCCCUCACUCUCCUCAGUGUGCUGUACAAGAGUGACUUGUUUGAUGCUCUGCUGUGUAAACUGAAUCUGUUCAUGGUGCUAGCCCUCCAAGGUGCCGUAUCCCACACCCUGAUGUACUUCAGUUUACAUGUGGUCUUCUCAAUGGGACAGAUAGGCAAACAGCCGAACGCUUUCUUAGCCGACACCGUCAGCAACCACAGCCACACUCAUACAGUCACAAACAUCAAAAACAAACACGACGCUAAAAACCACACAACAAAUCACGUCUCGUUGAACAACCACCAAUCAAACAACUCAAAUCACGUUUCGGUUAACUGCACAUCAAGUAGCAAUUCGGCUAAAUCACACUCUUGGCGACCAACAAUGCAAGUAUUUGUAUCUCUUACAUGUGCGUGGAUCUUCGGCUGUGUGGGCGGGUUGGGGCCCGUAGCCGAAUGGGAAGCGAUUAGCCGAUCGACGAGUUGUCUCCACUGGCACCGACAACAUCAAAUUAUCCCAAUUUUCCACACCUACUAUUUAACUAUCGGCUCUUAUAUCUUACCUUUACUGAUGAUUGGCGUUAACUUAAGUCGGGUUUACUGUUGUUUAUUAACUAACCCGAGAAUAAAAACAGUAAUAAAGAGUAAUGCUGGAUUGCAGUCGUACGUGAAAUCGUUGCGUUCGUUCCAGGCGAUUGUUGUUCUGUUUACUCUUUCUUGGAUGCCUUAUUUUGUGCACGCGGUUUCGGAGAGUGUUCACGUGGUGAUCACGUGGCCUUGGAGCGAGAAUGUGUCGCAGUUGUUGAUCUACUGCUUCAUAUACUUCCAGAGUGCAACUUACCCUCUGCUUUUCUUCAUUGGCAGUCGGAACUUCCGAAGAGGAUUUGCGAGGAUGUCCACUGGAUGCCACUCUUCCGAUUCACAGCAAACAAUUUGGGACACUUCACCAACCUCUAUCAGACGCCGAGGUCAGUUGAGUUCAUUGACCUCUAGCAACAAUAAAAUCAUCAGCAAUCACUCUGCCUUUCUAAACACACUUGACCCACAGCAGCAGCAGAAGAAUGGACCCACCCAGCAUAGAGGGCGAGGGGAGAGAGGGGGACAACUGGGCUCAAAUCAGCACUCGGGUGCCUUAACCCAAAUACACAACAGCAAUCACGUGUCUCUUCUGGUCACGCCUGCCACACCUAAACAUCACGCUCUCAGCAUGGGCAUGGGCUGCGAGAAACACGAAGUGCUGUACAAGAACCCUUCCAAGCUCAAACUGGCAGACUUCGAGAAGAUAGUGCCUCCCAGACCUGUCAACUUCAACGUGCAACACCACGGAGGGGAUCCCGUCAGUUACAGCAGCGAUUCCGAGGGGGAGGGGACGGAACCAGCGGGAAGAGUCUCCAAUGUCAGCAUUUUCGGAACUUCUGAUCUCCCGGAACUUCAGCAGUCGACUGAUGUCGACGACAAUAUCCAGCCUCUAUUCGUGUUUGAUGACGUCAUCAGCCCGAGAAAUCAGAGACGUUCUAGAACAUUCCAACUUUCGGAUAUCGAUGAUGAGCCUUUUAGUUUCUUUAGACACAGAGCAGUAUCAAACAACACAGAAGGAAACGAAGAUACAUACAUAUGCAGUUCCAACUUCAAGAGUCCCGAAAAAACGGACGGGGGACCCUUGAAUGACUCACUAAUCAGUGGGGGGAACUUGACAAUGCCUACGUUGAGAAACACAAGCACGCAUUCUCUAUCAAUAUCCAAUUUGCCUCAGGUAAAACAGAAAAGACUGGAUUUUAUGCUGAUGGGACGGUCGGAUAAAAUCAGUGGUUCGACCAGCAGAAUAACCGACCGACCGCACCUGCCAAAUUUGGAAAUUAUCUCAGCCAGCGAUCGCACGCCAAGUCCAAUAUCGCCGCCUCAGCCAAUCAAAACCCGCAUCUCAUUCUCAGACCAAUUGGAAAAUAAUGAACCAAUCAGAGCAAAGCAAUCUAAAUCUUCGAAUAGCUUUGUCGAUGUAACGGACGAAUCAGGUUCGAUUUUGAAGAAUCACGAUAUUAUUCAACCUGGUUCGGCAACGCAUAGGUUGAAAGUCCAGUUGACGGUCCCAGAAAGAACUCGGCAAAGCUCCUUACGGAAGGAAGGGCGGGGUAACAAGGGGAUGUCUUCGGGAAGAGGUGGGAAACUGGGGAGCAGAUUCAUUAGCUUACAGGAAGACGCGUCCAGCAAGGAGACCUAUUUGUAAUUUUAUAUCGAGUAUAUUAGAAAUAAUCAUUCCAAUUUUCCAAUUUCAUUGUACAGGUUUAAUUCAAGUUCCAUAUAUCA
Symsagittifera roscoffensis is the source of this 4891-nucleotide messenger RNA. RefSeq lists its product as uncharacterized. Gene Ontology annotation, molecular function: peptide binding; G protein-coupled receptor activity. NCBI's taxonomy places the organism in Eukaryota, Metazoa, Xenacoelomorpha, Acoela, Convolutidae. The transcript has 6 exons. The record is from RefSeq and is a predicted model, not a curated record. Gene Ontology annotation, cellular component: plasma membrane. The coding region runs from base 2301 to 4811 and encodes 836 amino acids. Gene Ontology annotation, biological process: G protein-coupled receptor signaling pathway; cellular response to hormone stimulus.